Messenger RNA from Oncorhynchus gorbuscha (pink salmon), 1544 nucleotides. Its product is annotated as aladin-like. Gene Ontology annotation, molecular function: protein binding. The record is from RefSeq and is a predicted model, not a curated record. Gene Ontology annotation, biological process: nucleocytoplasmic transport. Lineage: Eukaryota; Metazoa; Chordata; Actinopteri; Salmoniformes; Salmonidae. Gene Ontology annotation, cellular component: nuclear pore. The coding region runs from base 1 to 1266 and encodes 421 amino acids. The transcript has 14 exons.
AUGUGUUCCUUGGCUCUGUUCCCCCCUCCGCUGCCCGGCUAUGGAGAGACUUCUCAAUACGACGAGUCCAACACAGAUCCAGCAGUCUGGUUUGGGGAUUCACAUCCUCUGAAUCUGUACUUCCCGGGAGAGUCACUGAAACCUCGCAGCCGCCAAGAGAGCAGCAGCAAGGCAGCCUUUCGGGACCACUGUGAGACACUACGUGAUGCAGGCCUCUCUGGACUCCUAAAUGAAAUAGCCAACUCCAGUGCAGAGGUGCCCAAGUGGCGAGAGGUUAGCUCUAGCUGUGUCCUGGCUUUGCUACGGUGGGUCUCCUCCUUCUACGGCUCUCUGUUCCUUCAUCUCACAUUAAGCAGCGAGGACGUGACCGCUGAGUUUUCCCAGGUGCUCAACUGUGCUAAUACUCCCACCCUAAAGCACCGUCUGCAGCACAGUGUGGCAGCCCUGCAGUGGAAGCCUCUGUGUGUGUCUACCCUGGCUGUGGCCUGUCACAACUGCCUGCUGGUCUGGCACGUGGACCCCACCUCGUUCUCUACCAGACCUUCUGGCUGUGCCCAGGUCCUGUCCCACCCAGGCCACUCCCCUGUCACUUCCAUGGCAUGGUCACCUAACGGAUCUCUCCUGGUGUCGGCCUCUCCCAGGGACACUGCCAUGCUGGUGUGGGAUGUAGCUGUUGAGAGCUGUGUGCCUCUCUACCGAGGGGGAGGAGUCACGUACCUAUCCUGGUCCCCUGAUGGCAGUCGCGUGCUGGCAGCUAAACCCUCCUACCUCUUCAGGGUUUGGGAAACCAGGAUGUGGAUUUGCGAGCGGUGGCCUUGUCUGAAGGGACGCUGUCAGUCUGGCAGUUGGAGUCCUGAUGGGAGUCGGCUGCUCUUCAGUGUGCAAGGAGAGACUGUCAUCUAUGCCCUAACUUUUACUGACACCCCAGGGAUGCCGAAGGCAGCAACAGUGGUGGCCGACCUGUCUGAGACAACCUUAAAUACACCAGAUGGAGAUAUGGCGGUCGGAGGAGAGAUCCAGUCGCUAGCGUGGGACCCGACAGGAGAGAGACUAGCCGUGCUUCUCAAAGGAGAUGCUGAAGCAGGCCACGCUGCCAUGAUCGCAGUGUUCAAGACUCAAAUCAACCCCGCUUUUAAGCUUCUGCCAUGUGGUUUUGUUCAGGGGGAGGCUGGGACAGAGCCCAGACUGAUGCAAUUCAACCCAGCUCACUGUGGUCAGUCUCUACAAACGCUGUUCUUUACAUUUAGGGGACCACCAGGCAUUUAGAUGUUUCCCCACAGUGCUGCUUAAACUGAUCUUAACGCUAUAGUUUACUUUCAAUUUUAAAGUUAUUUGUUUGUUUUUUGUUUUACUCAAAAGUAGUUUAUGCAUUAAUGUCAUUUGAAUGGGAAAGAUGGGCAAUGAGACUUCAACUAGAAAUUGUACACGGUCUACACACUGAUCAUUCCAUUUGACAUGGCUAUUGAUGUGCUGCAGUGAAUAGAGCACGAGGUCUAGCUAGGUGGCGCUAAACUCAUCUCAGUGACACUAGUGAUGUUGUCUCU